This is a messenger RNA of Pseudomassariella vexata, 1656 nucleotides long. RefSeq names its product carboxypeptidase S1. The record is from RefSeq and is a predicted model, not a curated record. Gene Ontology annotation, cellular component: fungal-type vacuole. Lineage: Eukaryota; Fungi; Ascomycota; Sordariomycetes; Amphisphaeriales; Pseudomassariaceae. Gene Ontology annotation, biological process: proteolysis. The coding region runs from base 170 to 1609 and encodes 479 amino acids. The transcript is spliced from 4 exons. Gene Ontology annotation, molecular function: serine-type carboxypeptidase activity.
UAAGACCUUGACGGAGACACAAGUUGUGUACCGAGCUUCGAUCAGACUAUGAGAAGGUGGAGUCACUCAAAUUCGCUCAUUGGUCUUAAUAACUCUGGGGUUUCUACGGCCGACGACUCUCAAUGCGCCACGCGAUAACCGAACUCAUUCUUGAAAAGAACUCGUGGAGAUGAGGACCGUUAUUCAAAGAGCAGCGACUCUGUCGUUACUGACGGCACUCAUCAGCCCAUCUCUUGCGGCGCCAACGACAGCUCACCUAGACAAGAGAUACGUCGAGGAGCGAGGUGGCAUCACAUACAAUGUCUUCGAGCACCGGUCCACGGGCUCCAAGAUGUCCUUUGUCAAGAACUCGGGCAUCUGCGAGACGACACCAGGCGUAAACCAGUACUCUGGCUACUUGUCAGUUGGCGACGCGAUGAACAUGUGGUUUUGGUUCUUCGAAGCCCGUGAAAACCCAAAGGAAGCCCCUCUAGCGACGUGGUUCAACGGCGGUCCAGGAUGUAGUUCCAUGAUUGGUCUCUUCCAGGAAAACGGCCCCUGCCACUUCGUCAACAACCAAAGCACGCCCUCGCUGAACCCCUACAGCUUUAACAACUACGCCAACGUGCUAUACGUCGACCAGCCCAUCGGAACCGGCUUUUCCUACGGGAUUGACGACGUCAACUCCACCGUCACCGCCGCACCCUUCGUCUGGAACCUUCUGCAAGCCUUCUACGCCCACUUCCCUGAGUACGAAUGCCGCGACUUUGGCAUCUUCACUGAAUCCUACGGCGGACACUACGGCCCUGAGUUCGCUCACUACAUCCAGGAGCAAAACGCGGCCAUUGAGGAAGGUGAUCUCGAAGGUGACAAGAUCAACAUCGUUGCUGUGGGAAUAAACAACGGCUGGUUCGACUCGACCAUACAGGAACGGGCGUACAUCGACUACGCGCUCAACAACUCGUAUCGUCCGCUCAUCAACGAGAGCGUCGCGGAUUCCCUGUAUGAUAUUUACGAGACCAAGUGUGUGCCGGCUUUGAACGAGUGUAUUAGCUCCGGAACCGACGAGGCUUGCAGUUAUGCCGAUGAUACGUGUAUCGGCAAUGUGGAUACCGUUAUUUACGACAGCGCCGAUUUUGGGACGUACGAUAUCCGCGUCUCUGCUAAUACGACGGAUCCGCCAGAGACGUAUGUGGAUUAUCUCCAAAGGCCAGAUGUGAUGAAAGCUAUUGGGGCACAGGUGACGUAUGCGGAGUGUCCGGAUGCACCGUAUUACAAGUUUGCUGCUACAGGAGAUGACGCCCGCUCUUUCCUCGAAACCCUUACCAAAGUAGUGCAAACCGGCAUCUCGGUCCUGCUAUGGGCCGGCGACGCCGAUUUCAUCUGCAACUGGAUCGGCAACUACCAGGUCGCCGAGGCGGUCGUCUAUUCGGCGCAGAGCAACUUCACUGCCGCGGAAAUGGUGCCCUAUACGGUUAAUGGCACCGAGAAGGGGUUGUUUAAGACGGCGGAUAAUUUGAGCUUCUUGAAGGUUUACGAGGCGGGGCAUGAAGUGCCUUAUUAUCAGCCCGAAGUUGCGCUACAGGCUUUUAAGCAGACUAUGAUGGAUGUGGCCAUUGCAUCUACUUGAUCGUAUGACAUGGUCAAGGGUAGGGGGUCUCUAAUGAUAUCAGAUAU